ACUGACACAAAAUGUCAUUGAUUGUUUUGUUGUGGAAGUGGGAUUAUAACCUAAAAUAUACAACAUAAAACUAUUGUUUAUUGAAUUAUAAUACCAUAUCCAUAUCCGCGUUUGAUCCUCAAGAUGCGGAUAAAAAUAUCCCGGCUCCUUCGGAAUACUCAACUAAAUAUUACCUAUCGCAGUAUGAAAACUAUAACCCCAAGAGUUCGAUUUGCUCCCAGUCCAACUGGAUACUUACAUUUAGGAGGCCUCAGAACAGCAUUGUACAAUUACCUUUUUGCCAAAUCUAAAGGAGGAACAUUUAUAUUGAGGAUAGAAGAUACAGAUCAGACAAGAAAAGUCGAUGGGGCUGUGGAAGCUUUGAUUAGUGACCUGGAAUGGAGCGGUGUGCACUGCGACGAGGGGCCAGGAAUAGGAGGGGAACUCGGUCCUUAUGUGCAAAGUGAGCGACUGAACAUUUAUCAGGAACAUGUAAAUAAACUAUUGGACAAUGGUUCUGCAUACCGCUGCUUCUGCACUGAGAGGCGGCUGAACAUCCUGAGGAGAGACGCAGUCAAGUCUCAAAGAGUACCAAAAUAUGACAACCGAUGCCGGGACUUAACUAAAACAGAGAUUCAGGAGAAAAUGAAAUCCAAUGCCCAUAGCUGUAUUAGGUUUAAGCUGACUUCAGACUGCCAAUCCUUUGAAGACCUGGUCUACGGAGGCAUAGCAUAUGAUGUGUCACUGAACGAAGGAGACCCAGUGAUCAUGAAGAGUGACGGCUUCCCGACGUACCAUUUUGCCAACGUAGUUGAUGAUCAUCUCAUGCAAGUGACUCACGUGCUGCGCGGAGUGGAGUGGCAGAUAUCCACCACCAAGCAUUUGCUUCUGUACAGAGCCUUCGGGUGGGAGCCCCCUCGGUUCGGCCACCUGCCGCUGAUCGUGAACGCGGACGGCAGCAAGCUCAGCAAGCGCCAGGGGGACGUCAAGGUGGAGGACUACAGAGCCAAUGGUACAUUUCCGUUGUCGUUGGUGAACUACAUAACUCUGUCCGGAGGCGGGUUUGACCACGAGCCCGGCGCAGGGCUCAGGAUAAAGACCCUGGAGGAACUUGCUGCUGAGUUCCAGGUAGAAAAGAUCCAAUCACAUCCAUCCCGCCUGAACUCCGCUCUACUCGACGAAUGCAACCGCCUAGAGAUGAAGAGACAACUGCAAGACCCUCAACUAACCAGCGACCUGGUGAAGCGAGUACAGGAGCUAGUCACCACAAUCUACCCAGGGGAGAACCUCAAUAUAGCUGAAGAAAAUGUUAAGGGCAUACUAAAUUGGGCCACAGUAAGAGUGACGAAGAUAGAAGAUCUAGUCUCCCCAAAGUUGGGUUUCCUUUGGAUUUUACCGGAGUCUAAAUCAAUUGAAGAUCGAGACAAAGAAUUGCUCGCCAAAGUUAUAGAGUUGCUGGAGAAAACGGAUGCUUUUGACGCGAAAAGUUUGAAAGUAAUCUUGAAAGAGUUUUCCAGCAAUAAUGGGGUGAAGUUUCCAGAGUUGAUGAAGAUGUUGAGGUCUGCCCUGAGCGGCUUGAAAGAAGGCCCGGGCGUGGCUGAGAUGAUGGACCUGCUCGGGAAAGAUAAGUCUAUUCAGAGAAUAAAAGCUGUUAUGAGAUAAAUUGUACCUGUUGUUAAUAAAUAUGAUUUAAUUUUAAGGAUAAAAAAUCUUUGUUUGAAGGCAGCUUACCUAUAAACCUCUUCAAAUGUAGGUAGAUAUUGUUUUAAGAACUUUAAAAGUUAAGGGAUCUAGGUAAAAAUACAAUAUUUUAUUAAAUUGACUUUAUUUAAAAAACUUCGAUCAAUAUUUAUUAUCUACUUUGACAAAUUGCUCUUUCCACACAACUCGAUAUAAAAAUGCAAAUUAUUACUUUACUAUCAUAAUUAAAUCAAUUAUUGCAUUUGCACAAGCUUAACUAUAAUCAAACUGUGUUAAGAUUUAUUGCAAUCAACAUUAGAUCAUUAUAAUUUAUUAAUUUAGAAAUUAUAAUUUAAUUGCA
Messenger RNA from Plutella xylostella (diamondback moth), 2020 nucleotides. It is a transcript of the gene GluRS-m, whose product is annotated as putative glutamate--tRNA ligase, mitochondrial. Gene Ontology annotation, molecular function: zinc ion binding; tRNA binding; glutamate-tRNA ligase activity. Gene Ontology annotation, biological process: glutamyl-tRNA aminoacylation. The record is from RefSeq and is a predicted model, not a curated record. Gene Ontology annotation, cellular component: mitochondrion. Lineage: Eukaryota; Metazoa; Arthropoda; Insecta; Lepidoptera; Plutellidae.